Molecule: messenger RNA, 4145 nt
Organism: Macaca mulatta (Rhesus monkey)
Lineage: Eukaryota; Metazoa; Chordata; Mammalia; Primates; Cercopithecidae
Gene: ST8SIA3
Product: ST8 alpha-N-acetyl-neuraminide alpha-2,8-sialyltransferase 3
Biological process (GO): oligosaccharide metabolic process; N-glycan processing
Molecular function (GO): alpha-N-acetylneuraminate alpha-2,8-sialyltransferase activity
Source: RefSeq, a predicted model, not a curated record
AGAUCUUACUCCCUUUUGGCAUUUUACACCUUACUUAUACAAUCAUUUUUUAAAAAAUAGCAAUUCAAAAAAAUACAAUUCAAGUGUUCAUCAUAUCCAGGCAUGCAAGCCUUUUCUAAAUUUUUUUAAAUAAUAAAAAAGUCCCACGGAGGGAAGGAGACUAUUUGUGUCCUUCUGACACACACUUUUAGAUUUUGGUCAAAAAGUCUAGUGGGUGCAAAGUGACCCCCUUUGUCAUUAGAAACAAAUAGGAGCAUUCUGUGUGCUACUGUCCACAACCACACAGAUAUGUUUCCCAAGGGAGCUCAUCAGGUCUUCAAACAUUUAGCAAGCAUAACGUGUGUGAGAGACAGUAUUGGAGAAGGAAGACAAGCCUUGCUCUGCAGAAGCUUACAAUCCAGGAGCUCACCCCUUCAAGGAAUUUACAGACCCCAGACAGAUAAUAACAUUAGGUCCAUGAAAGCCCACAGGGCAAGAAGUUCAGGAGAGAAAGAAGUCAUAACCACCUUGGAAAAAUCUCAACUUGUUUUAUCAGAACUCAAAGGCCAAUUUCUCACCCCUAGCUCUCUUCAUUAGCGCUUAUUGACCAGUAUUAGGGAGUACUAAGCCAAGAGUAAAGCUAGGGUGGCAGAGGCCAUAAGCUAAUUGCAAAGGACAGAGUUAAAAGAAACAUGCGAGUUUCCCCUGAGCACCUAAUUGCAUGACUGAAAAUGGAUUAAUUUGUAUUUCUAAUGGAUAUUAAAACAAGAAACAUGUGAAUAUACUAAAACAAAUUUAAGGUCAAGCAACGCAAAGUGUUAGUGCGUUUUCCUUCCACUCUCAGAGGCAGCCUCUCUUAUUUGGUUCUUGGGCUCCUUCAUAAAAAGAUCUGCGUUUUUUAAUGGCUUCAGCUUCUGGAAGGCUCAGGCCACUUAGUCCAUCAGGAGGCCAGGCCCGAGGGAUGGGUCUGAAGAGUGGGCAAUGGAAAGUUAAACCAGGGCUGACUUCACCAGGCCGUCAAGUCAGGGGCAAGCACAUUGUCCUUCCACUGGAAGACGGAAAGGGGAGAGGAAGGCAGGCCCUCCCUACUCACAGGUCACCUGGCAACUUUGCUAGGCACUACCCAACCUUUAGGGAUAAGUGAAGUAUGUCGUGGGCAUAAAAGGCGGACAGGGGAGUCAUUCUGGCAAAUUCCAAGAAGGUUUUAAGGGCUCCCGAGGCAGGCAGGCCCAGUUGCUGUUUGGAACUUCCUUUGGGGUGGAGGGUCGGGGGGCAGAGGGCCAGGGCCCCCGCAUGAGGGGACAUGCUUUUAAACAGCUGCCUUCCAAAAACCAUUCUCCCUGCUUCUCUGAGAAGCACCCAGCUGUUGUUUAUACUCUAGGACAGCAAAUCCGGUUAUUUGUCUCCCUAUUCCGUGAUAUUAUAAAGUAAUGAAUGGUCCAUUAAACUAAGUUUGGGAUCUCGUCUCCCUAUAGCCACCUCGCCGGCACCCUCAGCCGGGGAGGCCGUAGGCGCGGGCUGCAGCCUGUCAGCCUCAUUCCCCCUCCCUCCACCACCUCCCCCUACUCCCUCCCUCUCCUGCACCCCCUCCCCCCGGUUAUUUGGGAGAUUAGAGUUCAUUAAUUAAAUCCUGUGCUUAGAUCGAACUGUAACAUUAUUCCAAUCACAUUUAUCUUGCAGGCGGCGGCAGAGAUGGCAGCCUCGCUGGAAACGCGCGGGGGAGCCUGAGCCGGCUGCCGGGGACGCACGGCGCUGCGCGCUCCUUCGCCACGCCGCCGCGCAGCCCCUCCAUCUUCCUGCUCGGCGCCGGGCCCCACGCGCCCCUGCCUAGGGGGUCCCGCUGCUCUCUAGGGCUCCUGCCGGCUCCAACCCCCGGCCCCUGUCGCCACCCCGCCCCCCCCCGGGUCCCCCUCCUCCGCCACGCGCGCGCGCGCACACACACACACACGCGCGCGCGCGCCAGCGAGCUGCUGGCCGCUCAAUGGACCGAUUUCCCCGGUUUCCCUGAACCCAGCCCAGCCCGGGAUGAGAAAUUGCAAAAUGGCCCGGGUCGCCAGUGUGCUGGGGCUGGUCAUGCUCAGCGUCGCCCUGCUGAUUUUAUCGCUCAUCAGCUACGUGUCCCUGAAAAAGGAGAACAUCUUCACCACUCCCAAGUACGCCAGCCCGGGGGCGCCCCGAAUGUACAUGUUCCACGCGGGAUUCCGGUCACAAUUUGCGCUGAAGUUUCUAGACCCGUCAUUUGUGCCCAUUACGAAUUCUCUCACCCAGGAACUCCAAGAGAAACCUUCUAAGUGGACAUUUAAUCGGACAGCGUUUUUACUUCAAAGGCAAGAAAUUCUUCAGCAUGUCGAUGUAAUAAAAAAUUUUUCUUUGACCAAGAAUAGUGUUCGGAUUGGACAACUGAUGCACUAUGAUUAUUCCAGCCAUAAAUAUGUUUUCUCUAUUAGCAAUAACUUCCGGUCACUGCUUCCAGAUGUGUCACCCAUUAUGAACAAGCAUUAUAAUAUUUGUGCUGUGGUUGGAAAUAGUGGGAUCCUGACAGGGAGCCAGUGUGGACAAGAAAUAGAUAAAUCAGAUUUUGUUUUCCGUUGCAAUUUCGCCCCUACGGAGGCUUUCCAAAGAGAUGUUGGAAGAAAAACCAACCUUACCACCUUCAACCCCAGCAUCCUGGAAAAAUAUUACAACAAUCUCUUGACUAUUCAGGACCGUAACAACUUUUUCCUCAGUUUAAAAAAGCUUGAUGGGGCCAUUCUUUGGAUCCCUGCAUUUUUCUUCCACACUUCAGCAACUGUGACCAGGACAUUAGUUGACUUUUUUGUUGAACACAGAGGUCAAUUAAAAGUCCAACUGGCUUGGCCGGGAAAUAUAAUGCAACAUGUCAACAGGUACUGGAAAAACAAACAUUUGUCACCUAAACGGCUGAGCACAGGUAUUCUUAUGUACACCCUUGCAUCAGCAAUAUGUGAAGAGAUCCACUUGUAUGGAUUUUGGCCUUUUGGAUUUGACCCCAACACAAGGGAAGAUCUUCCAUACCAUUACUAUGACAAAAAAGGAACCAAAUUUACCACCAAGUGGCAGGAGUCCCACCAGCUGCCUGCUGAGUUUCAGCUGCUGUACCGAAUGCAUGGGGAAGGGCUCACCAAGCUGACUCUGUCACACUGUGCCUAAGAACUCUGAACGGAAAGUGCCAAAUGGCUGUUUAAAAAGUGCCCCAAAUCAAAUCGAAUAGUCUUCAGAAUAGAACCCUAGAGAAUGUCUUAUAAGGAUUGUCUGCCAUUUAAAAGGAAAGAUGUCUUUUCUCUUUUGCACUGCUCUUUUAAGAGUUUUAGCAGAUUUAGCAGGACAGAUGCACUGAAGCCACAUGGUUUAGACUUGAUUGAUAAAGGGAAUGCUGCAUUUGGAACUAUGCUGCUAACGAAAUGGUUUGAAGUAUUUUCAUGUUUGGAUUUUAAUAAUAAACUGCCUCUCAUUUUCAUGAGGACUAGAGCUAUAGUUUCUGCAGCUCUGCUCAGAUAGUCCUCAUAAUCAGAGGCCUCGGGCCAACUGGGGCAGGAUCUGUUUUGCUGGUGGGAUCAGACUCUGAAAAAUGGAAAUGUAAAAAACUGGUUUGCAUAUCUCAUCUUCUAUCUAUUUCCUUAUCUCUGUCUCUGUCACCAUCUCACUCCCUUUCUCUGCAACUAAUCCCUGCCCUACCACCUUGCAGUUUAAUAGUUUGCUAGGAAUCCUAUUGAAUUCGCUUUGCUUGUAUGUGUUGCAUUUGUACUUGAUGUGUUUAAGGUUCUGGGUAACUUUGAUGCUUCAUGUCAAAAUGAGCAAUCACGAUGGACCCCCUUGUGAUUCCUUUUUUUAAAAAAAAAUGUCUCCGAUGCAGUCCUCACCAGUCCAUUCAGUCAUUCUACAGCAGGAUGGUUGGUCCCUCUGUGGUGAGUGGGAUAUAAGGCAGUGCAUCUUUCAUGAUCACACAGAAAGCCUAUGUUGUGGGUAGCAUUGUGUCUCUUGACAUAGGCAUUGUUAUGGCAAAUAAUAGCACUGUGGCCACAUCUGUAAGGCCAUUCCAGCCUAAGUUUAGUGCCUCCCAUAAUCCCAACCCAUGCACUGGGCUGGGUGUGCUCUCAGAAUAUAGAGGCAAUGAAUUAGCUUAAGACCCUGGGACACAUAAAGGAAAA